AUGUGUGGCCUUGUACUCUGCAUGCAGUUCCUGUUGCGCUCUGAACGGUUACCUAGCAACUACUGUUACCAAGCAGUAAGUGGUUGUUACAACACAUGGUGCACACACAUUGAUCCACAAGCAAUCAACCUCUUGCACUGGAUCCCCACCAUGACAGACAGUCCAGCCCAGGGACCAUCCUCUGACCCCCCCAAUCCUGAGCCCCUGCACCCCCAGACCAGUGACUUCUACAGGGUGACUGAGGGUCUCCCUGCCAAGUUUAACCACCCAGAGAUGUGGAGACGGGGGUACAGACCCAAGGUUGAUAACCCCUUGUACAGAACUUCUAACCAGGCAUACGGAAGCAGACCCCCUACAGUCCAUGAGAUGCCGACGAAGUUUAACGGAAUCUCUGACAAAUUUUCGGAGAAAGCGGUGAAGUGCGGAAUGUACAGGAAUCACGGGUUCAAUACGUCUAUAGAGAAGAGCUACGUGAGUGGGCCAGACAAUCUCAUCACUGCCGCCGAUAGGCUGAAUUUCCAUAGGAGCUACAAAAUCGCAGGCCCUUCCCACUGAAUGGCUCUCGGUUAUAUAGGAAAUAAAGAUGUAAGAACUGGGCCACCAUAGGAAGGAAGCUGUUACUGUUCUUCUCAGUGCACAAUAUUUAUAUAUACCUUGAGACCCUCUUUUUAUUGGCUACACAGAUGCAUCUAUUCACCUGGGCCUUCCAGGAUGUGAUCAGAGCCCCCCUUUAGCUCAUAAUGGCGACAGGUCAUAUACCCAUAGUUCUAUAUGGACAAAGAAAAGGCCAGACGGUUUAACAAAGUCCAAUAUAAAACCUUUAUUGGAAGUGAAACUUUUUUUAACCAAUAAGCAGACAGAACAACACUAUCUAAAAUGUCAUUUUUUUUGUAAAACAGGUAGAAUAAUGAUUUGUGUAUUGUGUUGAAAGUGAAUAAAGAGCUAGAUUUGAGCUACUGGCACCAGUCCCCCCAGUGGUUACAAUAGUUUACCUGAGAGUCCUGGGUGGUGCUUCAAUAUGCUGAAAACUAUACUGGCCGAGGGUACUAUGCUAGGAGCUCCAUGUUACAAUCUUCUUCCAUGUUUGCUGUGGCCCUGGGCCCCUGAGUUCAUGUGAAGAGCCAGAGAGAACUCUGAUGAGCAUGAGCACCCAGACUGGACCAUAGAGGAGAUCUAGGAAGAUGAUCCUACAGUAGUACCCCAAGGCCAAUACAGUUUUCAGUGAACGGGACCACUGGUCUGGGGUUGGCAAUUAUAACCACUAGGAGAGCUUACUCUCGUCAUUGAAGGGUGGGCUGAGAGGGGCAGCUACUCACUCUAAUGUACAAUGUGCUAUCUACAUUUUAUGGGUGGAAGGCUUGCCAUAUAUCUGGCACUUUUCAGGUCGUCUGAACGUACGAUGACACAUGGGGUAUACCUGGUAUAGUACAAAUCUAAUAUUUGUUCAUGGAUCCAUAUGGAACAGAAUACAUGUGCCGGAAUAAUAAAAAGGAACAACAAAAUCA
Molecule: messenger RNA, 1505 nt
Organism: Xenopus laevis (African clawed frog)
Lineage: Eukaryota; Metazoa; Chordata; Amphibia; Anura; Pipidae
Gene: pierce1.S
Product: chromosome 9 open reading frame 116 S homeolog
Exons: 3
Coding region: 1-555 (184 amino acids)
Biological process (GO): axoneme assembly
Cellular component (GO): axonemal microtubule; axoneme
Source: RefSeq, a predicted model, not a curated record